AUGUCGCAACAACCACUCAUCUACCGGGAUCCUUGGGCCAAACGAGAGGCCUGGCGCAAGAGCCCAGUUUUCUCCAAUCGCGUCAUGUUCCGAAGCCUUUUUCCCGGAUUCGGCAUCGCUGUCGUAGCAUUCACAGCCUACGUCGCUGUAGACAAUUAUGUUUUGUCGAAAUCCCCAGAAUCGUCCCACCACCACCAUUAA
This is a messenger RNA of Coprinopsis cinerea okayama7#130, 201 nucleotides long. RefSeq lists its product as hypothetical. The coding region runs from base 1 to 201 and encodes 66 amino acids. Gene Ontology annotation, biological process: electron transport chain; mitochondrial respiratory chain complex I assembly. Gene Ontology annotation, cellular component: mitochondrion. The transcript has a single exon. NCBI's taxonomy places the organism in Eukaryota, Fungi, Basidiomycota, Agaricomycetes, Agaricales, Psathyrellaceae. The record is from RefSeq and is a predicted model, not a curated record.